UUUUUAUUGGUGAAACGUUAUUAAUUAUUAUGAAAACGUUUUUCGUAGUUUUCCUGUAUUUACUAUUUAUAGGGUCUAGAUUCAAAAAAUGCACAAAGCUUUUUCAAUUCUCGUUUUUCCAGGAGAAGGAGGAAACCCUAUAUAAGGCUUGUAGCGCUACUUGUUGCUUCUUCCAGUUAGCUAUUUGGCUUCAGUGAUUCACCCUGGUUCGUUGUGUCCCUAAUUUUUUGUCUGUGUUAUAACUAUCGUUAGCUACUUGUAGUAUACCCAGCGGCUUCAAAUUUUUAUUUGCAGCUGAGGAAAAUGGACAGUAAGGAAUUUCGAAUUAAAGGAAAGGAACUAAUCGACUACAUAGCCGAUUACCUGGAAAACAUUCGAGACCGCAGAGUAUUUCCAGACAAAAAGCCAGGCUUCAUUAGGAACCUUAUUCCUGACGCAGCACCAGUUAAAGGCGAAUCCUGGGAGAAUAUUUUCAAGGAUGUGGAAAAAGUGAUUAUGCCAGGAGUCACUCAUUGGCAAAGUCCACACAUGCAUGCCUAUUUCCCUGCGCUAAAUAGUUACCCUUCGAUGUUGGGAGAAAUGUUGAGUAACGCCAUAAAUUGUAUAGGGUUUACUUGGGCUUCCAGUCCUGUUUGCACAGAAUUAGAAAUGGUUGUGGUCAAUUGGUUAGGAAAAAUGAUUGGUCUCCCUGAAGAUUUUCUUCAUCGCAAAGGGGGAGACGGAGGAGGCGUUAUACAGACUACAGCGAGUGAAUGUACCCUAAUAAGUCUUCUAGCCGGGCGAUUUGUAGCUAUUAAAAUGUACGAAAAUCUCUAUCCAAAUGCAUCUAAACACGAAAUUAAUGGAAAAUUGGUGGCCUAUUGUUCAGAUCAAGCGCAUUCCAGCGUGGAAAAGGCCGCUUUGAUUGGUCUGGUUACUCUCAGAUAUAUUGAAUGCGAUGACAAUUAUUCUAUGAGAGGGGAGAAACUUUUAAAAGCAAUAAAACAGGAUCGGGAAUUGGGUCUCAUUCCUUUUUGGGCAUGCGCUACUUUGGGUACAACUGGCUCCUGUGCUUUUGACAAUUUAGAAGAAAUUUCUCAAAUAUGCUACAACGAACUCCUGUGGUGUCACGUAGAUGCUGCCUAUGCUGGAUCCGCUUUCAUAUGUCCUGAAUAUCGAAAAUGGCUUAAAGGUAUAGACAAGGCUAAUUCUAUUGCGUUCAAUCCUUCCAAAUGGUUGAUGGUACAUUUUGAUUGUACAGCAAUGUGGGUCAAAAACAGCAGUGCUCUUCAUGGAGCUUUCAACGUAAAUCCGCUAUACUUAACUCACGAAUACUCAGGACUUGCAAUUGACUAUAUGCAUUGGCAAAUACCUUUAAGUAAGCGCUUUCGGUCUCUAAAAUUGUGGUUUGUCAUUCGUAACUAUGGAAUAACUGGACUUCAAGAACAUAUAAGAAAAGGAGUUCAAUUAGCAGAAAAAUUUGAGGCAUUCGUGAGAAAUGAUCCACGAUUUGAAAUUCCUGCCAAGCGAUACCUCGGAUUGGUGGUUUUUCGAUUGAUUGGAGAUAAUUUCAUCACAGAAACUUUGUGCAAAAGGCUCAACUCCAGGGGAAAUAUUCAUUGCGUACCUGCAAAUCUUAAAGGAAAAUACGUUAUAAGAUUUACUGUAACGUCUCCAAGAACUACUUUGGAAGAUAUAAUCAAAGAUUGGAAGGAAAUUGUUACAGUUGCCAAUGAUAUAUUGCAGGAGAGAGAGAAGUUUGCAAGAAGAGCCAAAGUACCCCUAGGAGAAACCAGAGACAGAAAUGAGAAUUUUGGAUCCAGCUUGUUGUUAUCGAACGUUCCAAUGUCACCUAAGAUAGUAAACGGAUCGUUUGCUGCUAUUUACGACCAAAGCGAUGUAUUAGAACAAUUCACGAAAACAAUAAAGCUAAGGAAGGACGCUCAAGACAGUCCAGCCAUGCGACGUCGAAUAAAAGGAAUACUUAUGUCUGGCAAGCAGUUUUCUUUGGACUCGAGGUUAGAUCUUUUUCAUGGCAUCGAAACUUCUCCGACUCAAAAGACAGAGAGCAAUAAUUUGCCUGUUGUGGAAGAUUUUGCCGAGAAUGAGGAUAAGAGCAGCACUCCUUCUGAAUGCGACAAUACUAGCGGAUCCCAUUCGCCAAUUAGAGACAAUAAUUUAGAUGUUCCUCAUUCUCGCCAUGUUCGAUCCAAAUCAGUGGACCAUCAAACGAAUUUGAUAAUCAAUCACGUGGAUGUGAAAAACGACAAAACCUGUCACAGAUGCGGGCACAAAGUUGGGAAGAUUGAAAAAUCCAAAAUUGUAUAAUCUGAAUAAAUAUGUAUUAGAUAAAUUAUAUGUAUAAGUCAGUGGGUAGGUAUAGGAAAACUGAUACCCAAAAGCAUUUUGAAUUUAAAAUUUGCAGUUUUUUUUUAUUUGAAUUUUUUGAUAGUGAAUAAUGCUUUACUUAGUAGUAGGUGUAAUUAAAAAUUAAAACAUAGGUGAAUUUACUAAUAAAGUCUGUCACAUAAAAGUUGAAGUACUGAAAGUAUGCGACCGCCCGCACUCUAGGGAAUAAAUACAACUCCUCCGCUAAAUGUACCUAUAUGUCUAGUCAACAGGCAACUUAGUAUUUCUCGAUCGUUUUUUAAACUUUGGUUUUAAGUUUGCUAAGCAUUUGCUUCCUCUCCUCCUUCAGGCGUCGCCCUUCUUCUUCCGUGUGGCGGACUUUUGUAGUACCUAAAUAUUAUGAUAAUGCAUUUAAUGAGUUUAUGAGUUUGAUAGAUAGGUAGGUACUUAUUUUCAAAUAUUAGAUUUGGAUUUGCAAAAACAUAUUGUUAUAAUACUGAUAUAAGAAGUAACCUUGUAGCAUUAGCUCUCCUAGAAGAAUAUAAUGAAAAAAUUUGAGAUAAUUAAGUGUGUGUAGGAAUAUUUAUUAUUAAAAGUAGAUAUUGGAAUAUAAUUUCUGUAGUAUAUGCAUAAAAUUAAUGUUAUUAAAAGCAUGAUUAAGAUUUUCUUUGUUUAUUUUUAUUUAAGUUAUACUACUUACUUAACAUUCAGGAUGGAAAUUAUACAAGAAAAUUGCCAUUGAAUAACUUCUGGUAAUUUCUUUCAUAAUCACAAGGAAUACUUUGUUGUGUUUUCAACCUCCCAGCUACCCUUCUUGUAUCUAAACAUUUUCAAUGAAAGUCAAACUUGAAUUUAUUUCUUUUUUAUUUCACAACAAAAAUACAGUUUAUCACUUAAUACAAAAAUUAAUCAUUUACAAGGAAAAACAAGUUAAAGAUGCAGAAUUAUACAAUUUAUUACUUACACAUUUUAUUUGGUAACAGAUAUAUAAUAAUAUGAGCUAUGCAGAUGUUUUAUAUUAUGAAUAGCUUGGUUGUACAUUUAUAGCUUCUAAAGUAUAUUCUAUAGGGCAUAAAGUUAACUGCAUAAAAGUUAUUAUAACGUUUUCUUUAUAGCAAGUAGUACAACAAGCAAUCGAUGUUAAACUUUUGAGUGGUAAAUGUAAAAUAUUAUUUACUAUUUAGCGAAGUGUGAGAAGGUGGUAAGUACCUACAAAAAUACAAAGAAUUUUAAGUUGACAAGAAAUGUAGAAUAAAAAAUUAAAAAGGAAAGUGGCAUAUCGUUUGUACUUUUGAAAAUAUGUGGGUAUAGUUGAAUAGGAAAAAGUAAAAAUAGUCUGCUUAUAAUGUAACCACUAAAAUAAAUAAAAAGCUUUUCAAAGGUAAUAUAGAUAUAUACACAUGAAGAGAUUCACAAUCUCCAUCUAUAUUUUGAAGAAAAAAAAUUAGAAAACUUUAAUACUGUGAGUUAAUCAUUAGGCAGGCAUAUAAUAUGAUAUACUCUAAAAUAGAAAACGACUAAUUAUAUUGAAUAAAAAAUAGAAUACUUUUAUUUAACCUUAAUGUAUUAUAAGAAGUCUUUUGAAGUGAUAUAUAGUUUUAGCAAUGAAGCUAUUCGUAGAUUUAAAAGAGUAACAUUUAGCUUGAUAAAAUUGAAGCAAGGAAAAUUCGUACUUUCUAACUAGAAUAUUUUUUAACAAAAUGGUUGUUGAUUUUGCUACAAAUUGGAAUGCUGAGGGUGAAGGCACUUAUAAUAAAAAAGUUGACGUAAUAAAGUAGGUAAAAGGAUUGCAAGGAACUUAUGCCUUCACCAGCAAUAAUUAACGCACCAACAAAACUCUUGUUUUGACUUUUCUCGAUAAAAGUUUCAGAAGAAAAUCGUCAAGGCAUGGAAAUAGGAUUUCUGUGGUGAAACAUUAUUCAAAUUGCUGCAAAGCAAAGUUUUUUGUAUGUCAAAAAAGUCUCUGAAAGCUUUCUCAUGAACUGAAAUAUUGGUCAACCUAAUCAGCUUUCAAACAAAUUCAAAACUCUUAAGUCGGAUAUGGGUUUUGGUAAUAAUAACUAUUUAAAGGUAAGUAUUUAUUAAAUUUAUUUUUUCAAAAAUCGAAUAGAACUGUGACAAUGCUUCUUCUCUGAAAGCUGAAAUAUUGAUGGGUUUCUUGAUAUUUUAAUUCGUUUAUAUGGUUUACAUGUUUAUAAAGUCUUUAGUGUUGUGUUUCCGUUUUAAAAGCAAGAUAUCGUGUCUUCAAAAAAAAAACCAAUCGAAGAUUGCUUUGAUUACGAAAACGUAUGUCGCAUUACUGUUUCUUUGUUGGUCAGGAUUUUUGACAUGAUAUUUUGACAUUAAAGUUCAUUGACAAAAUUAAAGACAAAUAUUGCUAAGACAUACGUUUGAAAAUCCAUAGCAAUCUGACUUUUUAUUUUUUUUUGAAGACCCGAUAUUAUCGAUAAUUUCGUGGUUCUAAGACACCCCGUAUGCCGAGCAUUGCAUCAACCUGACCGAUGAUGUACAACCUAUUUCAGUGCCUCCGUACAGAAUGUCACAUACUCAGAAAAAGCAGUUACACACUGAAUUAGAUAAGCUUCUUAAGGAAAAUAUUAUAGAAGAGACUGAGAGUCCAUGGGCAUUUCCCGUUGUCUUAGUAUCUAAAAAGGAUGGGCAAGUGAGGCUAUGUGUCAACUAUCAAAAACCCAACGCCCUCUUCUCUACUACGAAUGCAUGAUCUAUUACAUGCUGCAAAACAUACCGAUUUCAUGACUACCAUAGACUAACGAUCUGGUUAUCACCAGAUUAGUGUCCGCGAGUGUGUCCGCGAUAAGACUGCUUUCACCACUCCAUUAGGAACGUUCCGCUAUUAACGUAUGCCAUUCGGAAUGAAAAACGCUCCAGCGACUUUCCAACAUUUAAUGCCGUAGGCUCACAUACGUUUAGAUUUUGGCUUAUCUGGAUGAUAUAAUCUUCUUGUCCUCUGACUUUGAGACGCACCUUAGUGAUCUUCAGACAGAUCAAGUUGUGCGUAAAUCAGGCUAAAUGGGUGUUUGUUCGUCCGAGUGUUCGAUAUCUGGGACAUUUAAUAACACCCAAUGGUAUAUCAGGUAGUAUUGAGAAAACUGCUGCUAUUGCCAAUCUGCCUGCCCCUCGGAAAUUGGCAGAGGUACAAUCAUUUCUCCAAGCCAUGGUACCGGAGGUUCAUUAAGAACUUUUCCGAAAUCGCACGCCCUUUAAGUCGGUUAACCAAAGAGAAUAUGAUUUUUCACUGGGGUGACCAACAACGCCAAGCAUUUGACACCUUAAAGCAACACCUACUUAGCACACCAAUAUUGUAACAGACGGACGAAACUAUUGUCUGGCUAGCGAAACGGCGAACUCCAAUAGAAUUUGCUGCUUUGCCAAACUUGACGGAAACAAUAAUAAACAAGUUAGUGACAUCUUUUUUUUUUGCUAUAUGGGCAUAGGUAGUAUUUUGAAAUAGAAGAAAAUCCGGCAACAUUGCGAAAUAAUGGAUGCAGAGAGGCGUGAUUAUUCAGAGGCAUGAUUUUAUUGGUUAGAGUCUGAACGACAGCAUGCAGUGGCGUGGUUAUUGGCGAAACUAGAAAAUUUUUUUCUAAUGAUUUUAUUAGUUUAUUUCCCUGGUGUUUUCGGUGCCACUGAACCCAAAGACAUGGCUGUCAUCAGGCGGUGUCAGUUGAGGUGUCAUUAUAGUUAUUUAUGUAUCAAGGGAAUUAUGCAGGUGUUAAUACCCCAGGGCAACGUUUGUGUCCCGAGGGCCUCCGGCCCGAGGGACACCAAUUGCCCGUGGGUAUUAACUCCUGAUAAUUCCCGUGGUACAUAGAUAAUUUUAUAUCCUACUGAAUUUACUGUAUUCUGUUUAUUUUUAUAAAGGAAUAAGCCAUAAAUCAAAAUUUCUAUUUUUUGUCAAAGUGUUACCUAUUCAAGGUAAAAGCGGGAGUUAUGGAAAUCCUUAACUCCCUUGGGAGUUAUGAUAUCCUUAACUCCCUUUCUUAACUCCCUUGGGAGUUAUGAAAAUCCUUAACUCCCUUGGGAGUUAAGACCCUGUUUAUGAUUAUCGUAACCAAGGUAUUAUAUGGUUUUAAUAGUUCAGUAGGAUAUAAAAUAUUUUUAGGCUACACCCCUUUUUUCUUCCCCCUUUCGUCUCUACCAAGUUACCACUUGCCAGACUAUAAGUCAUUUAUGAUUAGAACGGAUGCCAGUUCUUAUGCAAAUGCGGCCAUAUUACUUCAAGGAGAAAGACCAAAAGGACAUGUUGUGGAAUAUGCGUCGAGGUUUUUAUACUACCAGCUGAGCGAAAUUAUAUAUACUACAACUGAACGAGAAGCUUUAGCCGCUGUAUGGGCUUUAGACAAAUUUAGAAGAUAUGUGGAAGGGUCUAAGGUAACCCUUUCCACUGACCACCAACCAUUAAAAUGGCUUCUAACACUCAAGACUCAAGCGACAGGACGUCUUGCUCGAUGGGCCUUGAAACUACAGAGUAAUGAUCUAAAGGAUGAAUACAUGUUAGGAGAGAAGAAUGUAGUAGUGGAUCUUCUAUCCCGGCCACCUUGUAACCAUGAAGAUAUAACAUCCUGUGAUAUCUGUGAAAUUACAGUAGAUGUGCCAGCUCGAACUGUAUAUGAGUUACGUACGGAACAGAUGAAGGAUCCCGGACUUGUUAGAAUUAUAAACUGUUUUGAGAACAAUGAAGAUAACACCAUUGCUCAGUGGACAGGUCGCGGUUUCAUCUUAAUGAAUGGUGUGUUAUAUAGAUAUUCCGGGGAGGAAGGAGAUGAAGAAGCGCAGUUAGUUGUCCCAACACAUGAACGAGAGAGGAUCAUGUACGAAUAUCAUGAUAGUCCCACUGCAGCCCAUUAUAGAAUUGAGCGAACAUAUCAACGAGUUGCAAGAAAGAACUAUUUUACUGGCCGUAGGCGAUAUAUAGCUGACUAUGAUAAAAACUCUCCUCGCUGUCAAAGGUACAAGGCAACGAAUCAGAAAUCAGCUGGGUUGUUGCAAAUUCCAGCAUACGCUCAAAGGUUUGAGAUUGUAGCUGUUGACCUUUUUGGACCUUUGCCUGAAUCUAAUGAUGGAUAUAGAUGGAUGCCGCAACACAAUGGAUCGAGCUGUUUGCACUUAAGACCGCUACCUCAGAAGAUUGUGCACGAAAACUGGUAGAAGAAGUUCGAUAUGGAAUACCACGCCGAAUGACAAGUGAUAAUGGUGUUCAAUUUGUUUCAACUGUUAUGCAACCAGUUUGACAUAUUAUGGGAAUUCAGCAGUCACUGGCGCCAUUUCAUCGUCCGGAAUGUAACAUGGUAGAACGGAAAAAUCGGAAUCUGAAGUCACGAUUGCCAAUGCUUGUCAAAGAUAAGCACAACACGUGGCCUUCGUAUCUUUCAACAAUUAGAUUUGCAAUGAACUCUGUCAAGAAUGAAAAUCUUGGAUAUACGUCGGCGUACUUGACAUUUGGAAGGGAACUGUACAUAUAAAAAAAAAUAGUUCCCUCGAUGAAGUACAAAAUGAUAUGCAAAAAAUCACUUCAGAUAAUUUUUUUAACCCAGAUUACGCCUUAUCUAGAGCUUAUGAUUACUGUUUGGCAGGACGCCAGAAGUACUAAUGAAAAUUCACGAGACCGACACAAAGUUUAUGCAGAUGUAACAUGCAGAGUAGUUACUGAGCUUAACGUUGGAGACAGAGUACUCGUUAAUCUUCAUACGCAUAGCAGUACAGCCAAGAACUUGACUAAGAAGUUUGAUCUCAAACGAGACGGGCUCUACAAAAUAUUGAGAAAGGUAUCGCCCACAAGUUACGACUUAGCUGAGACCAAAACCAGUAUACCACUAGGAAAGUACCACGUAAGUGAUUUACAGCCUUAUCGAGGACCGGAGACGAUACCUGCGAUUGGGAUCCGCAAAAGAGGAAGACCCGCCAAAGUUAAUCGAUCAAAAGUCAAUAAAACGCACGAGGAUCAUAAUCGGGACGAGGACGAUUUCCGAGGUAACGAAAUUCCCCGAAUGUAACGAAAUUCCAAAUCACCCCUUAGAACCAAGUGACACUCAAACGGAACGCCCCAGACGAGACACAUGUCAACACCAAAAACUCGCCGAUUAUAGUGUGUGAUUGUUGUUUUGGUGCUGUGCUUUUGUCUAGUCAAUUGUUUCACCAAGAAAUAUUAUUGAUUACCUACGGGAAGAAAGUGUUCACAAUUUAUAUUUUCCAUCAUUUCUCACCUAAUUUUUUAUAUUUCAAUUUGUUUGCAUUGUUUAAAUGUAUAUAAAGUCUUUAGUGUUCGUGGUUCUGAAAUACCCAGAUAAACCCCAACGGUACACACUUCAUCUCUCCUGCAGAGAUCUCUAUGCAGAGACGCAUUUUUUGCCUAUGCAAGGUAGAUUUUCCGUACUUCAAACAUAAAUACUGCAUUAAACAAUUAGAAACUUUAAUUAUCAACCAUUUUGCUAGAAACAAACUUUCCUAAUUUGCCAAGAAAAUUCACAUCUGUUUUAUUUGAAACGUUAUUCACACAUUUCAAGUGUAAGACGAUAGUUUAAUUAUGAUCGAUUUCCCAAGGAAUUUUCUGGCAUUAAUUUAUUACAAUGAAUAUUGGUGUUAUAAAGUGGUGUUUUAUGAAUAAUUCUAAUAUACAUAUUUAAUGCUUAUUCAAUAUUUGUAUAUGAAGCCCAUUGCGUAUAAGGUUAAUAUAUUUUCUGAUAAAUCAGGUAAGUAGGUAUUGAUAUAUUUUUGAGGUACUUUUUGUUUUAGGAUAUGUAUUAUGUAAAUUUUUAAAAAAGUAAAUCUUUUUCAUCUAAAUAGAAGUAUGGCCUUGAUGGUGUAUCUGAUAUAAUAGGAAUAAUAGGUUGGUUUAAUAUGCGGCUUCAUAUACAAUAAAGCUUUGAGUAGGUACACGUACAGAAACUUAUUUUAUAAAACUGUUUAGUUUCCAAAAUUUGUGCUAGUUUAACGUCGAUAAAUUGGCAACUUCAAAAUCUUAAACACUAAAGCGCUUCGUCCAAAAAUAAACGUAGCCGUUUAUGCUGCAGGUUCCUCUUCUUGAUUGUGCUUUGCGAUGGCCAACAGAAUCAUUGUCAGUUCUUUUUUGUUGAUCUUGCCGUCCUGAUUGUAAUCCACGCCUCUUAAGAUCGUUUCCUCGAAGUCUC
Ceutorhynchus assimilis (cabbage seed weevil) is the source of this 9476-nucleotide messenger RNA. Lineage: Eukaryota; Metazoa; Arthropoda; Insecta; Coleoptera; Curculionidae. The record is from the annotation of a GenBank genome assembly.